UAAAGCGCUAUCCCGUUAGAUUCUCCCCUCAACGGAUUGUGUCCAAGCUGUGCCCACUGUGCAUUGCUUCCUCUCUCUUCAAUAGGAAAGGGACGAAAAGAACACAAUGUUAUCCAGAUUCAAAGACGUGCAAUUUCAGUAGGCUAGUGAAACAAGUAGAGACGGAGAAGAGUGAACGAAUAGAUAUAGGAUAGAGACAGAUCUGCUUGAGAGAGGAGGACGCCACCAGAAGAGCAGCAGCCGACUGCGCUGUGGAAUAACCUAGUUGAUUUGAAACUAGACAUUUAUAUUAUAGUUAUUAUUCUGCGAGACAUUUUACUGAAUUCCCAUAAAAAUGACCUCUUCUGGCAAAGACAACAACGCUCACUAUAUGAACUAUGUGGGACCUUAUCGUUUGGAAAAGACCCUCGGCAAAGGACAGACAGGCCUGGUAAAGCUAGGAAUCCACUGUGUCACAUGUCAGAAAGUGGCAAUCAAGAUUGUCAACAGAGAGAAGCUGAGCGAGUCCGUCCUCAUGAAGGUGGAGCGGGAGAUAGCCAUUCUGAAGCUCAUAGAGCACCCUCAUGUUUUAAAGUUGCACGAUGUCUACGAAAACAAGAAGUAUUUGUACCUGGUUCUAGAGCACGUGUCGGGCGGAGAGCUGUUUGACUACCUGGUCAAGAAAGGACGGUUAACACCUAAGGAGGCCAGGAAGUUCUUCCGACAGAUCAUAUCAGCUCUAGACUUUUGCCACAGUCACUCGAUAUGCCACAGAGACCUGAAGCCAGAGAACCUGUUGUUGGAUGAGAAGAACAACAUCAGGAUAGCAGACUUUGGCAUGGCUUCUCUGCAGGUCGGGGACAGUCUACUGGAGACAAGCUGCGGAUCUCCUCACUAUGCUUGCCCAGAAGUCAUAAGGGGGGAGAAGUACGAUGGGAGGAAAGCAGACGUUUGGAGCUGCGGGGUCAUCCUCUUUGCACUUUUAGUGGGUGCCCUGCCAUUUGAUGAUGACAACCUAAGGAAUCUGCUGGAGAAAGUGAAGUUGGGGGUUUUCCACAUGCCCCACUUCAUCCCCCCAGACUGUCAGAACCUCCUCCGGGGCAUGAUCGAGGUGGAUGCCACCAAGAGACUCACGUUAGAGCAGAUCCAGAAACACAACUGGUACAUAGCUGGGAAGAAUGAACCUGAGCCGGAGCAGCCUGUCCCCAGGAAGGUGGCAAUCAGAACCCUAAGUACUGAGGAUAUAGACCCAGAUGUUCUUGAGAGCAUGCAUUCUCUGGGCUGCUUCAGAGACAAGGGCAAACUCACCAAAGACCUGCUCUCUGAUGAUGACAACCAGGAGAAGAUGAUCUACUUCCUGCUUCUGGACCGAAAAGAGAGAUACCCUAGUCAGGAGGACCAGAACCUCCCUCCACGCAGUGAAAUAGCUGACCCACCAAGGAAGCGCGUGGACUCCCCCAUGUUGAACCGCCACGGGAAGAGGAGGCCGGAGAGGAAGUCUAUGGAGGUGCUAAGUGUCACCGAGGGGGGCUCUCCUGUGCCUGUACGACGAGCCAUUGACAUGGCUACACACGGACAGAGUAAGUCGAUUUUCAGUAAAAGCUUGGAUAUCACAAACGCUAACCUCAGCAAAGAAGAAAGGUCACGGUCAAUCAGCGGAGCAUCCUCCGGUCUCUCGACCAGUCCUCUCAGCAGUCCUAGGCCGGUCCGGCGCUUCUUUAUCCCACCCCAGUCGCCGGACCUCUGUCAGUCACCUAACUGUAGCCCCACACACUCAUCUGAGUCCCGCCUUAACCACAACGGGCUAGGCGGGGCCAAUCGUGUGCACCCACACCCUAACUCCUACACGCCAAAAAUGGGGUCCCCCCUGAUGCACCCCCGCACACAGACUCUCCCCGCCAAACCCAAAAUAUCAGAGAAACCCCUUCAGACCACCCGGUCCAACCCCCUCCCGAAUUCGGCUGACAGUCCUGCCACCCCCAAGUCAGAGCCCACCACCCCCUCCUCGGCCCUGGGUACCCCUCCUGCUGUCCCCAGCAGCCCGCGGCCACGCCGCCAUCCUCCCCUCACCGUGCCCCCCAAGCUCUCCAUCCCUCUGUCCCCAGUGCCACCCAUGUCCCCACUGCGGCGCCACCUCCUCCACCCCGACCACAACGGUCACAAAUCUGUCCCCACCAUACAGGUGACUCCCCACCCCUCUCCGCGGGGUAGCCCUCUCCCCACACCUAAGGGCACCCCAGUGCACACGCCCAAGGAGAGCCCGGCGGGCACCCCGAGCCCCACGCCACCCCCCAGCCCGUCCAUUGGCGGGCUACCCUGGAGGACACGCCUCAACUCCAUCAAGAACAGCUUCCUGGGCUCGCCUCGCUUCCACCGCAGGAAAAUGCAAGUUCCCACUCAGGAGGACAUGUCCAGCCUCACACCUGAUUCAUCACCAGAGCUUGCCAAGAAGUCGUGGUUCGGUAACUUCAUCAACCUGGAAAAAGAAGAGCAGAUCUUUGUGGUGAUCAGAGACAAGCCUCUAAGUUCUAUUAAAGCAGACAUCGUUCAUGCCUUCCUCUCUAUCCCCAGUCUGAGCCACAGUGUGAUCAGUCAGACCAGUUUCCGGGCAGAGUACAAGUCCACGGCGGGCCCAACAGUGUUCCAGAAGCCGGUCAAGUUCCAGGUGGAUAUCACCUACACGGAGAGCACCGCGGCCACAAAGGAGAACGGCAUCUACUCCGUGACCUUCACCCUGCUCUCAGGUCCCAGCCGGCGUUUCAAGCGUGUGGUCGAGACCAUUCAGGCUCAGCUGAUGAGCUCACAUGACCAACCCGGGGUCCAGCAGAUUUCUGAUGGCUCUCAGUGGUCAGCCACUCUGACCAGCAAACCCUCCAAGCGUGGCAGCCCAUUGAGUAGCUUCUUUGACGUAAUUAAACAGCUUUUUUCAGACGAGAAGAACAGCCAGGCGUCGCACAACCCCCCUGGCACGCCCUGCACUCCUAGCCCCGCCGCUGCCAAGCAUGCCCCUGGCGGCCGGCGAAACGAGCCAUGCUCCCUACUCACCCAGCCCACUGACUCCAAAUGCCCCCCACCUCCGGGCAAAGACACACAAACAAAGAUGGCCACCACCAGCCGGACUGGGGAACAAGCUUAAGGCCGGAGAGGGGUUAGCUAGUUCUCUGUUGCAUGACUAGAUUACUGCAACCCCGUUAUACAGUUUGUCUGAAACUCAAUGCAAAAACCCCAAGAGUGUGUGAGAGCGGAAGAAAUGAAACAAGAGAUGCUGCUGGCUUCUUUGCUUCCGCCAGCAGGCGUAAUGUGUGUGUCAUAAGAAAAAAAAGAGAUCUAAUUUUGAUUACCGUUGAGAAAAAAAAAGUUUGUAUUGUAAUAACGAAAUGACUACUAUUAGAGUUUAGCAAUGGAUCGUUUGUCAGAAUUUGACAAUAACGAGUAGCACAUGUCUGUUCUUUGUCUUCCUGUUACCCUGUCGCUAUGCUAGUGUCAUGGGGUGUGUGUUGGUGUGUGUGUGAGUGUGUGUGUUCUCUGCUCUGUGGUGAUGGCUUGACCUUAUCUCUACCACCAGGAAUCAUCACUAAAACCUAUUAGUGAAACAAGAUGGAGGAUAGUAGGCGUCUCCCAACGCUGGGGGGCGCUCGAUCAUCUACGGAGUGAGUCAGAGGAAGCGAGAAAGAUGCCCCAAUUUACGCAUCCCACCCCCCAUGCUCGCCAUCCCAAAAUGGCUUUCUGCAUUCAAACACACACACACAUACACACAGAAGAGUACAUUCUGAGUCUUCAUUCUGACAGGCACGCAGACAGUUACAGUAUUAGCCAGAGAGUUGGAGAAAAGCCUUAAAAACACAAUAAUGAUUUUCAAAACCUGUACCCCAUGCAUCCUCUUCUCCCCCUUUUCUUUUCUUACACACACACACACACAACCAUUAGGGGGAUGUAAAGACUUGCACACAAAGAUGAACUGAAGUAAAACCACCGGCUCCUAUGAAAGUUGGAGAGAGGACGUUCGACAUCAUACGGACGUUGUCUGAACGUUGGCUAAACAAUAGCUGGAUUGUAAUUCUUUUUAAUGUAGUCUUUUGUGAACAACAGGAUUUUACCACUUCAGACUUCUUCAGACCCGGCAUCGUUGCUGUAAAUGAAAUGGAAUCCUGAUUUGAGAUUCGCUAGUUGAUUUAGUUGAUUGACUUUGGGGGGGACAUCGGGCGGGAGGGGGACUAAGAUGAAUGAUCUAUUCUGUUGUACAGACUGACUAUGUCUCUGUAUGUACAACGUUUGUGUAGUUGUGGCAUUAUGUUUAGCUAAGAAUUGUGUUAACUUAUCACAAUGUUUUGUUUCUACAUUUGGAUGUGUUUUAUCAAUUAAGUCUUAAUUUAUUUUCUGUUGCAUUUUUGAGGGAUUUAUAAUUUCAGGGUUUUAUUGUACCUUCAAUUAGUUUAGCUUUUGUUCAUGUUCCUUUGAAGUAUCUGCAGGAUUCAGACAACAGUGGACAUAACUAUUGUAUAUUUUUGUACCUUUUUUUCCUUUUUGUUUUAAUUUAUUCUGGGGUAUUUACUGUACAUAAAUGAUGUAGAACAUUUGUAUUUAAGGAUUCUUUUCUGUCAUGAUUAAUUUAUUGAUAAUUGAAAAUUCUUGUAAUGUUUUUGUGAACAUUAAUUAUUUCCCAGCUUCAAUGACAAAACUUGUAAUAUAUACAUUUGCCAAAUGAUUUACAGUAAUUUAAGAAUGUAGACUAGUCUCUUUGAGAGGAACGAGCCCUCGGUUGAUGAUAAUACUGCGUUCCUUUGCGUUGUGUGCGUGUACAACAACGUAGACUAAACCCUCCAACUAGUCGCCUUGUAAAUACUCCAUUUAUUUGCCAACAAACAUAUUUAAAGAACCAAGGGGAUUCCUACUCUUAGCUUUUACCUUGUAUCGUUGUUUGCAUGUCCGACAUUUUGUCUUUUCUUUGCAUGUUGUUGUUGGAACUGUUCAGUCCCUUUUUCCCCCUCUCUUUAUUUCCUGUUUGUAGAUUUGUUUCCCCUCUAUUUUUUUUCUCGCACUUCCCCCUUGCUCUCCAUGUUCUACAUUGCACAAUUACUGUGCAACGCAUCUUCUACACACAGACACACACACAUACACACAGUCUCUUACACCUCGUAGUCUGGUCAAUCAAUCUAUCUGGGGUGGGUAUUGGUAUCAGAGAUUUAAAAUAAAGCAAUAUCUAUUAUUGUCGUUCCUUUUAUUUUAUACUAUUGAGCAACCAUGCCAUACAGGAUGAUGGACAUACAGUAAGAACACACCAUUAGGAGCUCUGGAAUUAAGCAGGAAACCGCUGGCAAUGUAUCCCCUUGUUUCAUAACUGUGAACAACUUCAGUGCAAAAGGAAAUAAAUCUGUUGACUUUG
Esox lucius (northern pike) is the source of this 5362-nucleotide messenger RNA. RefSeq names its product BR serine/threonine kinase 2b (gene brsk2b). Gene Ontology annotation, molecular function: protein serine/threonine kinase activity; tau-protein kinase activity; ATP binding. Bases 335 to 3115 code for a protein of 926 amino acids. The record is from RefSeq and is a predicted model, not a curated record. Gene Ontology annotation, biological process: microtubule cytoskeleton organization; protein phosphorylation; intracellular signal transduction. Gene Ontology annotation, cellular component: cytoplasm. NCBI's taxonomy places the organism in Eukaryota, Metazoa, Chordata, Actinopteri, Esociformes, Esocidae. The transcript is spliced from 21 exons.